Amaranthus tricolor (Joseph's coat) is the source of this 965-nucleotide messenger RNA. RefSeq lists its product as uncharacterized. The transcript is spliced from 3 exons. Gene Ontology annotation, molecular function: metalloendopeptidase activity. Gene Ontology annotation, cellular component: membrane. The record is from RefSeq and is a predicted model, not a curated record. The coding region runs from base 630 to 965 and encodes 111 amino acids. NCBI's taxonomy places the organism in Eukaryota, Viridiplantae, Streptophyta, Magnoliopsida, Caryophyllales, Amaranthaceae. Gene Ontology annotation, biological process: CAAX-box protein processing.
UUUUUUUUAUUAUUAUCAUUAUUAUUAUUAUUAUUAUUAUUAUUAUUAUUAUUAUUAAUAUAAUUAUUAUUAUUUAAAUAAAAGUAACUUAAAAAAUAAAUUAAUUAAACAAAAGAAAUUUUAUAAGUCGAAAUUCAAAAAAAAAAAAAAAUUCCAGUCGCACACAACGUGCGACUCGACCUAACUACAGUCGCACGUUUUGUGCGAUUGGUUUUUUUUUUUUUUGAAUUUCGACUUAAAAAAUUUCUUUUGUUUAAUUAAUUUAUUUUUUAAGUUACUUUUAUUUAAAUAAUAAUAAUAAUAAUAAUAAUAAUAAUAAUAAUAAUAAUAAUAACAUAAAUAAUUAUAAUUAUAAUAACAAUAAUAAUAAUAAUAAUAAUAACAAUAAUAAUAUAAAUAAAAAUAAUAAAAAAAAAUGAUAAUGAAAAGUUAUUAACUCCAAUGUCAAAUUUGUAAAUUUUUAAAUUCCAGGGGCAAAUUCGUAAUUUCAUUCGAAGGAGGGUGGCGAUAAAAUAAAAAAGUGGCGAAAAAUAAGAAUCGGGUUAUUUUUAACCAUUUUCCUAAAUUUAAAAUAUAUUCAUUUACAUAUAUUUCAGGAAUAUGCUGAGGAUGACCAGGUCCAACUGAAGAUGAUGCCAUUUUGCACCAACCUAGUUGCUGUUUUCACAUUUGUCCAAGUUAAUGUAGCUGCUGUUGUUGAGGAAAUAGUUUACAGGGGUUUGUUGCUCACUUCCCUGACAAAAUGGGUAGCUACACCCACAGCUCUGCUUCUUUCAUCAGUGGCUUUUGGAUUGUUACAUGUUGGAGCUCAAAGAUUUGACUUGAAUGUUUUUCCCCCUCAUUUUUUCUUUGGUUUGUUUACGGGAGCUGUCUACCUUUAUUCAAGGAAUCUCUGUGCACCAAUUCUGCUGCACAGUGUUUACAAUUCAGCGAUGUUUGUAUACUUUCUGGUAAUUAUUUCAUAG